Messenger RNA from Sitodiplosis mosellana (orange wheat blossom midge), 1526 nucleotides. RefSeq lists its product as uncharacterized. Gene Ontology annotation, biological process: regulation of transcription by RNA polymerase II. Gene Ontology annotation, cellular component: transcription regulator complex; nucleus. The record is from RefSeq and is a predicted model, not a curated record. Lineage: Eukaryota; Metazoa; Arthropoda; Insecta; Diptera; Cecidomyiidae. The transcript is spliced from 3 exons. Bases 285 to 1355 code for a protein of 356 amino acids.
UGAUGUACGAUUUUAAAAAGAUCUGAGUAAAGGACAUGUGUCAUAAUGCGCUUUAAAUGCACUUCAUCAACUGCUAGAAUUUCCGAACUACGCUGUUUGUAUUAGACAUAUAUCGUUUUGAUUGACAAAAGUUGUCAUUGACAAUAGUUUCAUUGAUGUGAGAAAAAUGCAUUGUUUACACAUAAUUUCAUAUGUGCAUAGCAGAAAAAUCGUAGCAAAAUAGGAACUGAAACAGAAAAAUCACGGUGUUGUCUCGAAAUAAGCCAAAAUAAACUUAAGGAAAUAUGAGUGCAGUAAAGAAAAAUUGGACGUAUGACGAGGUGCAGGCAUUAAUACAGGCUGUUCGAAAAAAUCCAAGCCUGUAUGACCGCCGAGAUCCAGAUUACAACCAAACCCGUACAAAAGAGGAUAUUUGGAAAGUAAUAUCAAAUACGCCGGCGAUUAUCGACAAAAAUGCUGAAGACUGCAAAAAGAAGUGGAAAACGCUUCGAAUCCAACAGCGGCGCAUAAUAAUAAAGAAAAUAAAGAAAAAUGAGAAGCGUUCAGCCAUUCAAUGGAAUUGUUAUGAUGCUCUAAAAUUCCUGAUACCCCACAUGGAUUGGACCGCAACCGAUGAGAUAAAGAAAGACCCCGAACUGGAUUUAUCAAUACUAUCUGACAUGUGCGAUGACGACGAGCAUGACGAUUGUGAUGAAAACUAUGACAAUGACGAGAAUUGUGAGAGUCAAUCGGAGAGCAGUUAUGGAAGCUCACCCAUGUACCAUGAAACAUCAGUCACCGAAUCAGAGGCGCAAGUAGCAGACUCGACAAAUAUUUCGCGCACAGAUCCGAUGUGCACAGUGACAACGACACCGAUUCAGUUUACAACAACUGGAACCAGCAUAGCUGACCAUUCAAACAAAAUCAAUCAAUAUCUUGUGGCCUAUUUGCCGACCGCCACCACCCAAGCAAAUCCAAUACAAAUUCGAACCGAACAAGAUCUCAUUACGAACCAACAAGCGAAUUGUGUUUCAAUGAAUAAUCCGACGGUCGGUAGUGCACCGACUAUGUAUGCCGCUGAACCGGCACAAAGUAUAACAAACGGCCCGCUCGAUACCAAAUAUUCGAUGAACAAUCAACGCAUCAUAACCGUUCCAGUGUCAACCGCACCACCGCCAAUAAAUGGACCUGGAUACUUUUUAAAUAACUACUUUUUAAUGGACCUGGCCGUCGAAUUCGAAAAACUGAAUGACAUCGCUGUCAUGGAACUGAAAAUAGAAAUCAAUCGUUUGAUUUUGGAAAAAUUGAAAAAUGUGAAUAAUUUGCGUCAAACGCAAGCAUCGAUAUGCUUCACAACGCCACAGAAUCCCAAUUGAAGAAAAAGCAUAGUGUUAAAAUCAAACUAGUUGUAGGAAAUUGUGUUUGGAGAAAAUAGGUUUAUUUGGAAAGAAAAAAACAUAUUUGAAACAUAUUUGUUUCCAUUUUGUGCGACAAGAGCAACACAACGAGCUAAUAAAUUUAAAUAGCAUUAUUAAUUCGAUUCUAAA